Molecule: messenger RNA, 206 nt
Organism: Paramecium sonneborni
Lineage: Eukaryota; Ciliophora; Oligohymenophorea; Peniculida; Parameciidae
Source: the annotation of a GenBank genome assembly
AUGUUUAAGCAUAUAGUUACAGAGGUUUUCAAUUACUUUAUGGAAAGGACUUCUAAAUUUAAGAGUAGGUGAGAAUAAUACAAGGCUAUUGAAUUGGAAUCUAUUGAUAUAUAAUUAUAGAGGUUAUCUUAAUAUUCUUGUAACCUAGGAGUUAUAUUUUGAGAGAUGGGAAAUAAAGAUUAGGCAUUUGCGGAUUACAAUACUGA